AUGCCUUCUUUCCAAAAGUUCAUGGUCCUUGCGACCGCCAGCGUUGGCGCUUUCGCCGCCGGCAGCAGUGACUGCACCACGGAUAUCACCAUCGACUCUGUUAACCCCACAUUCGACUGUGAUACCAUUGAUGCCAAAGUCACCGUCUCUCCCUCUCUGCAGGGCAACCUCCAGAUCGACGGCCCCAAGGUCUUCAAGCAGGACUUUGUUGUCAGCAACACCUCCAACUUGCUAUCCAUCUCGUCCUCGUCCCUCCAGACCAUUGGUGGCGAGUUCCUCGUCGAGGAUGCCGGUCUGCUCGCCUCUAUCGAUCUCCCGAAGCUCACCAAGCUGAACAAGCUCACCUUCCGUCGUCUGGGUCAGCUGAACAAGCUCACCUUCUCUUCGUCUGGUGUCUCCCAGGCCAGCUCCGUCGACUUUUCCGAUCUUUUCCUCAGCGAUCUUAGUGGUAUCAAACUCGCUACCGUCGACAGCCUGACCAUCAACAACAACAAGAGACUCGCCAAGUUCGAUUCCAACUUGGUCAACAUUACCAAGACGCUGAUUAUCACCAACAAUGGCAACGACAUGCAGGUCAACCUUACCGACCUCGAGUCCGCCUACGAGAUUCAGGUCUCCAACAUCAAGAGCCUCGGCACCCCCGCCCUGAAGGAGAUCCAGAAUGGUAUCAAGUUUGACACCAACCCCAACCUCGAGACCUACGAGGCUGCCAACCUUACUAGUGUCGGCACCUCGAAGAACGGUGGUUCCGUCUCCUUCAUCAACAACGGAAAGCUCACCAACAUCUCUUUCCCUCUGCUCAAGACCAUUUCCGGUGAUCUGACCAUUGUCAACAACACCAAGCUGGAGGAGAUUACCGGUUUCCCCGAGCUCAAGAGUGUCGAGAACAUGCUCCUCGGCGGAAGCUUUGAAAAUGCCGAACUCCCCAAGCUCGAUGAUGUCAAGGGUACCAUCAAUGUCAAGUCGACCUCCAACCUCACCGACGUUUGCAAGUUCUUCAACGGCCUCAAGGGCAAGGUCGUUCAGGGCAAGGUCAACUGUGCCGGCGGCCUCGAUAACAAGACGGCUAACGACCAGAACGGCCUCAACAAGACAGGCAGCAGCGGUAAUGGCAGCGGCGCUGGCACUCCUAGCUUCAGCACUGCCGCCAUUUUCCUCGGUCUAAUUGCAGGUGCUGCUCAGCUUCUGUAA
Messenger RNA from Beauveria bassiana ARSEF 2860, 1191 nucleotides. Its product is annotated as ecm33-like protein. Lineage: Eukaryota; Fungi; Ascomycota; Sordariomycetes; Hypocreales; Cordycipitaceae. Gene Ontology annotation, biological process: fungal-type cell wall organization. Gene Ontology annotation, cellular component: fungal-type cell wall; plasma membrane. The transcript has 3 exons. Bases 1 to 1191 code for a protein of 396 amino acids. The record is from RefSeq and is a predicted model, not a curated record.